Molecule: messenger RNA, 3231 nt
Organism: Anopheles cruzii
Lineage: Eukaryota; Metazoa; Arthropoda; Insecta; Diptera; Culicidae
Gene: eRF3
Product: eukaryotic peptide chain release factor GTP-binding subunit ERF3A
Exons: 9
Coding region: 1-1785 (594 amino acids)
Biological process (GO): translation
Cellular component (GO): translation release factor complex
Molecular function (GO): GTP binding; translation release factor activity; GTPase activity
Source: RefSeq, a predicted model, not a curated record
AUGGAUCAGGAUAGCGACAACAACGAAAUGAGCGCAAAGUUCUCGACGCUCAACGUGAACGCACAAGAGUUUGUGCCCAGCUUUUGCAGUCCGAGCACAACGACGGCCCCGACACAGGAAGCGGCCGCCGCUACGCCGGUGGUAACGACGGCAGCCACUCCAGCGCCAACGGUGCCAACGUCGGCCACGUCGAGCGGCGGAAGCAGCAGCGGAGUGGGCGGUGCCGGUGGUGGUGGUGCCACCACUCCGACAUCAACAGCGGCCACACCAACGCCACCGUCCUCGUCGGCACCGACGCCCAUGGAGAAGGGCGACGAUGACGCGGUCAAAACUCCCGAAAACAAUGAAAGUGAACCCCUCGACAGCUGGGACGCCGAAGAGGACUCGAUCCUGACGCCCGAGGAUGAAGAGAUGGAGCUGGAGGAUGGCGAGAUGGACGGUGACGCGGCACCGAAAGUGUCGAAAAAGAAGCCACCCAAGGUUGAGGAAAGUCGAAGCAAAAAGGAACACGUGAACGUCGUGUUCAUUGGACACGUCGACGCCGGAAAAUCCACGAUCGGUGGACAGAUCAUGUCCCUGACCGGCAUGGUGGACAAGCGGACACUCGAAAAGUACGAACGCGAGGCACGUGAAAAAUCGCGAGAAAGCUGGUACUUAUCGUGGGCCCUCGAUACGAAUCAAGAAGAACGGGACAAGGGAAAAACGGUGGAAGUUGGUCGUGCCUAUUUUGAGACUGAAAAGAAGCAUUUCACCAUCCUCGACGCACCGGGACACAAGAGUUUCGUGCCCAACAUGAUUGGCGGGGCGGCCCAGGCCGAUCUGGCGGUGCUCGUGAUCUCCGCCCGGAAGGGCGAGUUCGAGACCGGAUUCGAUCGGGGUGGCCAAACGCGAGAGCACGCGAUGCUGGCGAAGACGGCCGGCGUUAAGCAUCUGGUGGUGCUGGUCAACAAAAUGGACGACCCGACCGUCAACUGGGACGUGGAGCGAUACAACGAAUGCAAGGACAAAAUCUUACCAUACCUCAAGAAACUAGGAUUUAAUCCACUCAAGGAUCUAACGUUUAUGCCGGUGUCCGGCAUCACCGGGCAGGGGCUGCGGGAGCGAAUCGAUGACUCCAUCUGCCCCUGGUACGAGGGACCGGCCUUUAUUCCGUUCAUCGACGAGCUGCCGUCGCUCAACCGCAAAACCGACGGCCCGUUCAUCAUGCCCAUCGUCGACAAGUACAAGGACAUGGGAACGGUGCUCAUGGGCAAGGUGGAAUCCGGCAUGGCGAAGAAGGGCACCAACCUGCUGGUGAUGCCCAACAGAACUCAAGUGUGUGUCGAUCAGCUAUGGUCCGACGACGAAGAGGUGACAUCCGUGGGGCCAGGUGAAAACGUCAAAAUCAAAGUUAAGGGCAUAGAGGAGGAGGACGUCUCGCCCGGGUUUGUCCUGUGUGACGCUUCCAAUCCGAUCAAGACGGGCAAGGUUUUCGACGCCCAGGUCGUCAUCCUAGAACACAAGUCAAUCAUUUGUGCGGGAUACUCGGCGGUGAUGCAUAUACACUGUGCGGCGGAGGAGAUUACUGUUAAGGCUCUUAUUUGUUUAGUAGAUAAGAAGACGGGAGAUAAGUCCAAGACAAGGCCGCGCUUUGUGAAACAGGAUCAGGUCGCCAUCAUGAGAAUUGAAUGCUCCGGAUUGAUAUGCUUAGAGCAGUUUAAACUAUUCCCUCAGAUGGGUCGCUUCACGCUUCGAGACGAAAACAAAACCAUUGCCAUUGGAAAGGUGCUGAAGGUUGUGGAGUAAACAAACCAAAAACAAAACUCCAACACAAUCUACGUUUUUUCAACGGCAGCGAUACGCAGUGUCUUUAAACCAUCCAACAGAAAACCAGCAAAGAGAGAGAGAGAGAGAAACACGUAACAUGUCUACACAUAGGCGGCCACACGAACGACUAAGCGCCACUGCGCCGCCACGGGCAUCAUCAGAAACCGUGCUGGUGUGCACCACACACGGCGCCGCACCGUUAAGCAAGAGACUAUUGCGCGGAUACUGUGGCCGCGCAGAGUAAUCAAUCAGCAUUUCCUCGUCUUGGCAACGAGUAUCACUUUUUUGUCGUCUUCUAUAUUGCUUUCGUUGCUGCUCCUCCUAUUUGGGCUUCGCUCUGUGUGCUCGAGCUUGUUCCUUCGCUCGUGUCCUUCCCGUGCCCCUGAGUAUUUUCUCGACAAUCCAUCCCGUAAACUACUAUUUCGAUGCCCUUUGGGUUAAACCAAGGAUGUGUCGGGGAGUGUGUGCGCUGUCCCUGUCCAACGGAAAAGCAUGGCGACGAAGGAAGAACUCGUAGCGGAACCACCGCCGCCGAUGGUGGCAUGUGUGAAUAGAGCGUUUUUUACACCCAGCCUAUUGUCCUUUUGCGAGUUGUUAAAGAAAACAAGCCACUGCAGCUUAUCACAGAACACAAACACACACACACACACGGAAACUAAUGCGCAUCAAUUGCUUGUGUGGGCGAUCAAGAGGGCGAAAACUCGGUAGGAAAUAGAUAAUGAAACACCACUGCUCUCACACAUUGUAGCUUACACACAGCAGACGCCAAACCAGAGAUAAGCGGCAGCACACACACACGCACACAAACACACAGACAAUGAGAACUCAGACACACAUCCCAACAGGCAAAACCAAUUGAUCGCCACCACGCGAUUGCGGACUGAAUGAAUUAUUGAAACAAAAACACUAGUAGCAUAAUAAAUGUGUGUAAAAAGGGAUCAUAACCAAAAGGGGGGAUGCGGUGCGAAAGGCGGGACGGAGGGACGGACCCUACCAAAACGGUGGUACGUCCCCAUUGCGCUCUCUGGGUGAAGGGCGAAGGGGCACACACACGAUACCAAUAACGCAUCGGAAACAAUAACUUUAAACAGAACCAUGUACAGGACGCCGUGCUACAUUUGCGCGUUUGCAAGUUUCGAGAAUGCAAUAAUUGUUGUGGGUGCCCCAACAAUAAUGUCCACAGGAGAGAGGCCACCAAGAAGGAAGGUGUGUGUGUGGUGUGUGUGGGUCACAGUUAACGGCAACCGAUGGAAGAACUCAACAAGGGCGGCCACCGUUAACAGCAGCAGCAGCAGGGUCGUAACUUUUAAAGUCGCUCGCCAUCGCCUGUUAGAAGAUCUAUUUCUUCGUCUUUUUGUUUCCUCUUCGUUUUACAAAUGUAUCGUCACGCGAGAAGCAUAGCAAACGCGCGCGCGUAAAGCGUUU